AACCCCACACCCCCUCUCCUCACCCAGUCGCCUCUCCUCUACCUCCCUCCGUUUGCAUUCCCCUGGUGCGCGCACAUACUGCAUCUCGUCGUCGUCGUCAGGAAAGGAGGCGUACUAGCGCGGAGGCUGCCGGCGACAAUGACGAUGAUGGCGCCGCAUCCGCAGCCACUGCCGCUGGCACAGCCACCGCCGGCGGCGGCAGCGGCGUUCGGGGACACCACGCUCACCAAGGUGUUCGUGGGCGGGCUGGCGUGGGAGACCCACAAGGACACACUCCGCGAGCACUUCGAGCGCUACGGCGACAUCCUCGAGGCCGUCAUCAUCUCCGACAAGCUCACCGGCCGCUCCAAGGGCUACGGCUUCGUGACGUUCAAGGAGGCGGACGCGGCCAAGAAGGCGUGCGAGGACGCCACCCCCGUCAUCAACGGCCGCCGCGCCAACUGCAACCUCGCCUCCCUCGGCGCCAAGCCGCGGCCCCAGCCGCCGCACAUCCUCCGCCCCGGGCCCUCGCCGCCGGCCACCCCGGCGCCGCACGCGCACGCGCUCCCCUCCCCACACCAGCCCACGCCAGCCAUCGCGGUGGGAUCCAGGGGUGUGUCGCCGGUGCCAUGGUACUACCACCCCUCCACGACGCCCCCUCCGCCGCCGCCGCCGGCCGCGCACUACGCCCACGGCGCGCACCAGCAGUACCACGGCGUGCUCCCAUUCUACCCCGCCGCCACCACCUACGGGUACUCCCCAAAUUACGUCGCGGACCUGAGCUACAAUGCGAAGUUAGGCCAAGCGGCAGCUGGCGGCACGGCCGGGUCGUACCUACAGCCACAGGGGCACUUCGCGUACCCGGCGGCAGCGCAGGGCGGCAUGCAUGUGGCGGCGCCCAACGGCAUGAUGCCGGUGUACCCGUUCUACCACUACCAGUACCACCACGCCUCGCAGGGUCUGGGCGUCCCCGCCGCGCACUUCUUCCCCCCGGUCUCCGCCGCCGCCGUCACCACCGUCCCGGCCAUCGUCUCCAAGCCCACCGUCAUGGCCGCUCCUCCCAAAGUGGAGCAGGUGACGGGCUGCAGCUGAAGGCACGAGGCGGUGAUGAUGAUGGCGACGAUGAGCGGGCGGCGCAAUGAAAGGAGGAGGCCGAAGGUGCUCUCUGCUCUGGUUUAACAAGCUGCACUGCACAUGAAGGGGUGUCGUCCGUCUGUCGGGUCGGGGGGCCGAAGCAAAGCAAUAUGCGAAGGCCGCCGCAUUACAUUCGUUCAAUUCCCUCUCUAACUUGGUGCGCGGCGUGGCGCGUGCGCCCGUUGGUGGGGCACGACCACGACCACCGCCGUACCGGCAAGAAACAGUCUCAGUCUGUAACAAAUGAUUCGAUUCGUCUCUCGUUUACCACCGUAUUUUUCCAAUGGUAAACCCGUUAUCAGUCAGUGUCUGUAGUAGUCCGGUCGCUGCAGGGGCAGCGGACCUCAAUAAACCGUCAUAAUAUUUCGCCCUUCAUCUCUUGA
Messenger RNA from Sorghum bicolor (sorghum), 1496 nucleotides. Its product is annotated as probable RNA-binding protein ARP1. Bases 139 to 1071 code for a protein of 310 amino acids. The record is from RefSeq and is a predicted model, not a curated record. Gene Ontology annotation, molecular function: RNA binding. The transcript is spliced from 6 exons. NCBI's taxonomy places the organism in Eukaryota, Viridiplantae, Streptophyta, Magnoliopsida, Poales, Poaceae.